Molecule: messenger RNA, 255 nt
Organism: Caenorhabditis angaria
Lineage: Eukaryota; Metazoa; Nematoda; Chromadorea; Rhabditida; Rhabditidae
Source: the annotation of a GenBank genome assembly
AUGCUAUGUGACUUGAUAUCAAGAAAAGGUUUACCUUGGAAGAAUGAGUAUGACGAGCAAAUUAUUAUGCAAAUGAAAGAGAUUGCAUGGAGUGAUAUUGGAUCCCUUUUCAAUGGAUUGGAAUGUUGGAAAGAAUUGUCAGAUAUUUUCAAUUAUAUCAUUAGAUUGAAGUAUUCCGAUGAUUUAGAUUAUUUGUUCAUCUCCAAACAACUUAUUAAAUGUUUAAAACCUCUCAAUGUUUUCACCUAUUUUUGA